Messenger RNA from Vicia villosa (hairy vetch), 866 nucleotides. Its product is annotated as lectin beta-1 and beta-2 chains-like. Gene Ontology annotation, molecular function: carbohydrate binding. Bases 11 to 802 code for a protein of 263 amino acids. The transcript has a single exon. The record is from RefSeq and is a predicted model, not a curated record. NCBI's taxonomy places the organism in Eukaryota, Viridiplantae, Streptophyta, Magnoliopsida, Fabales, Fabaceae.
UAAGAACAAUAUGGCUACUACCCAAAUCUCAUUUUGUGUAACAGUUCUAUCCAUUUCCUUAGCAACAUUGUUUUUCUUCCAAGUAAACUCAACUGAAACUGAAACCACUUCCUUUUCCAUCCCAAAGUUUGUCUCAGACCAACCAAAUCUAAUCUUCCAAGGCACUGCCUAUACCUCCAACGAGAGGGUGUAUCUGACCAAGAGAGAAGAGAACGAUGUUGGCAGAGUUCUCUAUUCUGCACCUAUCCAUAUCUGGGAUAGCAAAACCGGCAACGUUGCUGAUUUCAACACUUCCUUCCAUUUUUCUAUAGAUGCAGUUGGAAGUCCGAUUGCCGACGGAAUAGCGUUCUUCCUCGCACCGGUAGAUACCAAGCCAGGAGGUCCUGGUGGGUUUCUCGGACUUUUCAACAGCAAAGAGUAUAACAAAACUGUUCAAACCGUUGCUGUUGAGUUUGACACUUACAAAAAUGCGUGGGAUCCAAGCGACCCUCAUAUUGGAAUCGAUGUUAACUCUAUCGAAUCCAAAAGUACUGUCCCAUGGACUUUGUAUACUGAUCGUUGGACUGAAGUUGAGAUAAGUUUUAAAGCUGCUACUAGUGAGUUAAGUGUUUUAUUAACUUAUCCUUAUACACCUGGUGAAUUUACCCAUAGUGAAAUUGUGGUCUUAAAGGAUGUUCUUCCUGAAUGGGUAAGGGUUGGUUUGUCAGCUUCCACUGGAUUAGAUUAUGCACCACAUGAAGUUUAUUCAUGGUCUUUUCAUUCUGAGUUGAAGCUAAGUUCUAACCAAGUUGCAGCUGCAUAGUUUGUAGCUUUUCAUCAUGCAUGCAUGCAUGUCGUCUCAUGUGUGAUGAUAGAUCCAACUUGUA